Messenger RNA from Cryptococcus wingfieldii CBS 7118, 723 nucleotides. RefSeq lists its product as hypothetical. Gene Ontology annotation, biological process: transcription initiation at RNA polymerase III promoter. Gene Ontology annotation, cellular component: RNA polymerase III complex. The transcript has 3 exons. Gene Ontology annotation, molecular function: nucleotide binding. The record is from RefSeq and is a predicted model, not a curated record. The coding region runs from base 1 to 723 and encodes 240 amino acids. Lineage: Eukaryota; Fungi; Basidiomycota; Tremellomycetes; Tremellales; Cryptococcaceae.
AUGAAGAUCUCAAGCACCCUCCCGCAGCAUCUAUCCUACAGAGAAGUGCUCGACCACUUUAUCUCCCUCAAACAGGAGACAGAUGUCCUCGGAGAGGCUAUCGCGCUCAAGAAGGCGAGGAAUAAGGCGCAGAUGAAGGAGCGCUUCCCGCUCGAGAGGGAUGACCCGGAGAAGCGGGACGAUCCGGCUCUGCUAGAGGAGAUAGCGGAGGAAGAGGAGGAGCAGCUGCAAAUCGCUGCUCGGAGAGGGGCGAGCGACGAGUUGGUUUGGAUAACGGACGAGGUGAUUGGGUAUCUCUGUUCAGAUCUUGUACCGACAUCACUGCAGACACUCGAGGGGAUAUCACAACUAGCCGACGAAUUACAAGAUCAUCAGCUCACGAAAGCCGAGGUGCUGCAGAUGUGCAAUCUGGCGCCCAGCGAGCCUGUGACUCUCUACUCUAUAAUAGAAGAAGCAGAUACCCGAUUCUACCCCGAUCCUGCAGCAAAGCUCGACGAAAUCGGAAACCAGAUCUACGCCACACUCCUCCCCACCCCUCCUGAAGAACUCCUCCCCUACAUGCCCGCGCUCGCUGAAGAGCAAGCCGGGGAAGGGUUUGAGCCAGGGUAUGUGGAGGGUGAUGCGGACGCAGAUAUGGAGAUGGCAAUGAUGGCGGAAGAGUAUGUGACGGAGACGGGGAGAGAAGGGGGUGUUGAUGAUGAUGCGGAUGAAGCGAUGGAUUAG